Calliphora vicina (urban bluebottle blowfly) is the source of this 4778-nucleotide messenger RNA. RefSeq names its product Sirtuin 1 (gene Sirt1). The transcript has 2 exons. The record is from RefSeq and is a predicted model, not a curated record. Gene Ontology annotation, cellular component: nucleoplasm; nuclear inner membrane; rDNA heterochromatin. Gene Ontology annotation, molecular function: p53 binding; transcription corepressor activity; NAD+ binding. Lineage: Eukaryota; Metazoa; Arthropoda; Insecta; Diptera; Calliphoridae. Gene Ontology annotation, biological process: negative regulation of DNA-templated transcription. The coding region runs from base 621 to 3341 and encodes 906 amino acids.
AAAAAAAUCAAGUAUAAAAGCUAAAUUAAUUUUUUAAAAUAAUUUUUAUUAAUAAUAUAAAGUCAAAUUAAAAGAAUAAAGUUUUUAAAUAAUCCCCAAAGAAUAUUGCGUGUUGGUCGAUUGGUUGUGUAAUAGCUAAUCACAAAACAAGAAAUGUAUUAGUCAUUAACGACUAGUACCAAAUUAAACAACUACGUUGAAUGGACGACGGCCAUCUUUUUUUCAUUAACGUCACACAAAUGCUUGUGAAUAGACACAGAGUUUGUUGGAAUUUUUUGUGAAAAUUUUACAUACUUAAAUACGUAAAAGUGCAAAAAAUAUUGUUUAAAAAAUCCUUUUCCCUAUAUAUUGCCAAUAAAUAAUUAAAAAUUAAUGGACAAAAACCAUUUUUGUGUGGUUAAAGUUAGUGGAAUUUUUUUUUGUACAUCAGCCGAGUCGAGAAAAAAUUUUGUGUGUGUACCAGACGAAUUUGUGUAGAAAGUCAUAAAACACGAAAAUUACUAGGGAUAGAAAGAGAAGUUCAAAAAAAAGUGCGAUAAAGACAACAAAAUCUUCUUCGUGUUUUUUAUAUUGUUUUGAUUUUUGGGACUUGGUCUUGUAGUGUUUUGGUUUUCUGGAAAAUGAUGGAAAACUAUGAACAGGCAAGAAUAAAUUCAGAUAGAUUAGAACAAUUGGAUGAUGUGCUACCCAUAAAACUACAGGAGAGAAAUGAGUUCUUUAAUUCUGUAGAGGAAUUUGCAGUAAACCAACAAAAUUUUACUUUUGGCGCCAAUAUUUUAAACACAAAAACAAUGUCGACAUCGUCGUCGUCAAUGGCAUCAACAACAAAUGCCAAUAGUAGUAGUUGUGGCGAAGAGGUGGUCAAAACAAAUAAUGAAAUAAUCAAAACAUUAACAUUACCGCCAACUGCUGAUGCAGAUUUAGAAGCAUCUCUAAUUGCGGACACACCAGUAAGUGUUGCUGAUGAUGAUCCCUUAAAUAUGGACAGUAAUAAGGACAGUGAUGAUGAAGCAGAAGAAGAGGAAGAUGAUGAAGGUCAAAGCUAUCAAACAGAUAAUGAUAAUUCACAGCUAACACAGGACUCUACACAGUUCCGACAGACUUCAAAAGAACACGAAGAUGAUGAUGAAGACAAUCCUGCAGAUGAUACGGACGAUUCAACUUCAGAUUCCGAUUUCUCAGACCUAAGUGGUCUUUCCGAUAUGUCGGGUAGGGAGUGGAAGCCCAUAAAUCAACGUCCUCUUAAUUGGGUGCAAAAACAGAUACACUCUGGUGCAAAUCCCCGAGAGAUACUUUCAAAAUUUCUACCCUCUUCGGCACAGCGCAUAAGUCCAGAAUUAACCGAUAUGACUUUGUGGCGUAUAUUAGCCAGCAUGCUGUCAGAGCCUCCUAGGAGAAAGAAACUCUCUUAUGUUAACACCUUCGAGGAUGUCAUUGAUCUUUUACACAAAUCCAAAAACAUUAUGGUUCUUACUGGUGCUGGCGUUUCGGUAUCGUGUGGCAUUCCCGAUUUCAGAUCUUCUGAUGGCAUUUACUCACGUUUGGCUAAAGAUUUUCCCGACCUACCUGAUCCACAGGCCAUGUUUGAUAUAAAUUAUUUCUCGCGUGAUCCCCGCCCUUUCUAUAAGUUUGCACGUGAAAUCUAUCCCGGACAAUUUAAGCCCUCUCCCUGCCAUCGUUUCAUAAAGAUGCUGGAACAAAAGCAAAAGUUGUUACGAAACUACACACAAAACAUAGACACCUUAGAACAGGUGGCUGGGAUAAAAAAUGUCAUUGAAUGUCAUGGUUCCUUUUCGACGGCUUCUUGUACCAAAUGCAAGUACAAGUGUGACGCCGAUAGUAUACGUAGCGACAUAUUUGCACAACGUAUACCCGUGUGUCCGCGUUGUCAACCCAAUGUGGAGCAAAGUUUGGAUGCAUCCGAGCCCGUUUCGGAGAAUGGUUUGAGGCGACUAGUGGAAAAUGGCAUAAUGAAACCAGACAUUGUUUUCUUUGGAGAAGGUCUACCCGAUGAGUUUCAUACAGUUAUGGCCAGUGAUAAAGACAAAUGCGAUUUGCUUAUAGUCAUGGGUUCUUCGUUAAAGGUGCGGCCCGUGGCCUUAAUACCCAGUUCUAUACCGAAUAAUGUACCACAGAUACUUAUCAACCGUGAACAGUUGCAUCACCUCGAAUUUGAUGUUGAAUUGCUGGGAGAUGGUGAUGUUAUUAUCAAUCAAAUUUGCCAUCGUUUGGGUGAAGAUUGGAAAGAUAUUUGCUUUAAUGAGGAAGUAUUAAAGGAAUCCAAAGAUUUGAUACCCCUGGAAGAUGAGCUAGAUGAUGAGGAUACAGCUAAGGAGGUUGCCACUGAUAUUGACACAAUAUCUUUGAAAUCAAAUCAGUCUGCUGAAUCGGCUUUGCAAUCUGUCACACCAACAACUGCUACAUAUUCCGAUUCUGGUUUCGAGACCUCAUCAACAUGUUCGAAAAAAGAAGGAGAAUUCUUAUCACCCGAGUAUAUGGAAGAACCCAUGGAAUCCGCUAGUUUUGGUGGCUCUUGCGAUUAUCGUCAUUUAUCCAUUGACUCCUCUAAAGAUAGUGGUAUAUUAGGCGAUGCUUCAAAUUCCGCGUUAACGUCCUCUUUUACUAAUUUCUCGGAUACGGGUGAUAUGAAGAAGAGCUUUAACAUGCCGGCCUCUACAACACAGGCAAUAAACAAUAAACCAGUGGUGGAGAAUUUACACAAUACCAAAACCGUCGAUACCAAUUGUUCGGAAGCCGAAAAACAAAGUCUACGAAGGCAAACGAAACACCAAAGCGCCGCUGAACGUCUGCACAAGGGAACCUAUUAUAUGCACGAUAAUACAGCAUCGUAUGUAUUUCCCGGUGCUCAAGUGUCUUGGUGUUCCGAUUCAGAAGAAGACGAUGAUGAGAACUUGGAGGAAUAUGAUGACAAUCACUGCAACGAUGAUGAGGAUACAAAUCACGCACCAUUAUCACCCUUAAUGACGCCUUCGGUGGAAAAUGAAAUGGUUAAAGCAAUUGCCAACACCAACACCCUUACAACACAACAAUCCAGUAAUAAUAGUUUUACCAACAGCUUAUCAUCAAUUUCUGCCUGCCCUACUCAAUCAAAAACACAACCUCAGCCGUUAACACAACAUGUACAGAAAAAACGUCAUUCAAAUGAUACUCGUGAUGAGGAUUCAGAUGUUAAAUCUUGUAAAUCGUUAAAAACUGAGGCUAAAUUGAAUGAUAAAACUCAUAUAUCAAGUCCUCCGCCACAAAAGAAGAGACGAGACUCUGCAGAAAAAACAUUCACAUCAUCUACAACUUCCCCAAACAUCAGUUUAGAAUCUUCCUAAAAACAGAACCUUUUUAAUUUAGUGUAAGUUUUAUAAUUUCUAUUUAGUUUUUGAUGUUUUUUUGUAAUUAUGUUAACUACAAUUAAGAAGAAUUAUUUAAAUCAAAGAUCAAUGUAAAAAUUAUGCCUUUUUGUAAUGAUCAAUCAUAUUUGAUCUGAGGCGGAAAUUGUGAACAUCAAAUUGUUCGGCGGUGUAUGACGACCAAGUAAAAUUUUAUGAUGGAUUAAAUUAUUGAGUGGUUUUAUGGGGUCCACUGAGUCCCUUUUAAAUUAACUUAUGCUUUCAACUUUUUUUCUAAUAUAUUUAACUGGUGUACCAUCUGUUAUUCGAUUCAAAAGAAUACUACUAUUUUGAAUUGUGUGAAACCUUCACUUAAGUUGGUAAGACAAAGCAUUUUUGUAAAUAGAUAUUUUUAAAAGUUAUUUUUUUAAAGGUACUGACAACUUUUUAAAGAGCUAAUUUCUAUAACUUACAAACAUUAUUGAAUCAUUAAUAAAUCAGGUAGAGUUCUGGUUCGAUUGAGACGACGACUACCUUGAUUUAUUUUCUCAUAUUUAAAUUUUUAAAUUUAAAUUUUUUUUUUCACCAAACAAAUUUUUUUGCAUCAAAAUUUAAUUUUUUUCACAAUUUUUUUUUAUCCAAUUUUUUUUUUCACUAAAUAUUUUUGUUCACCAAAAAAUUGUUUUAAAUUUUUAUCUUAAAUUGUGCUUUGGUGAAGGGUAUUUAAGAUUCGACACAGCAUUCUUAUUUGUUUAUUAUUAAAAGUACUUUAGAAAAAAUUACUUUUAAAAAUAUUUACUUAAGAAGUUUUUUUAACAGAUAACGAAUACACUAUUCCAGGGUUUUUAAGAAAAGAUUUAACGCAAAAAUUUAUAGUUUAUGAAGUAAUUUGUAGAUGAUUAUUGUUUUUUUUUUGAACAUUAAUUUAAUUAAAAUCAAGAUUAAUUAUAAAUAUUUUUUUUGAAUGCAUAUGAAUUUUUUUAAUGCUUAUCUUCAAUACUUUUGUAAUUAUGUGUAAAUUUGUUUUAGUUUUAUUUCGUUUUAAAUAUGUAGUUUUAAGAAAAUAUUAGUUUUUGGGUUUCUAUUCUAAAAAGCAAAACAGCAAAAAUUCCUCAAUACUUUUUUAUUAUUCGCAAGCUUUUAAAUGAUUCUUCACAAAACAUGAAUUAAUUGUGGAAUUUAAUAAAAUGCUGUAGUAAGCAAAUUAAAUUUACUACAAACCUAAAACUUUUUAAUAUAAAUAAACCAAUAGAAUUAUUUAAUGUAAAUAAAUAUUUAAAAUUGCUUUUUUUUUGUUUAUUUAAAGCAUUUAAUUAUUAUAACUAUUAUUAAAAGAAAACAAAUUAAAUCAAAUAAAAUCUAAACAAGAAUAUUUUUAAUUAUCUAAAAAUAAAACACACAAAAGCUUACAAAAUGUAGUUUAACAUAUAAACUAAA